Kazachstania africana CBS 2517 is the source of this 1413-nucleotide messenger RNA. RefSeq names its product dolichyl-diphosphooligosaccharide--protein glycotransferase subunit OST1 (gene OST1). Bases 1 to 1413 code for a protein of 470 amino acids. Lineage: Eukaryota; Fungi; Ascomycota; Saccharomycetes; Saccharomycetales; Saccharomycetaceae. The transcript has a single exon. Gene Ontology annotation, cellular component: membrane; oligosaccharyltransferase complex. The record is from RefSeq and is a predicted model, not a curated record.
AUGUUUGUGUCUCGUAUAUGGUGGAUAUCCACCAUUUUCAUGUUUUGUUUGAACAGAAUAGUAACUGCUAAUCAGUUUAUCCCACCUGAAAACUGGAGAAAUAUAAGAUACUUUAGAGAAAUUGAUGUAUCAAACCCAUUCACGGGUGAAAGUUACGAUUUAACCAUUGAAAAUAUUUCCGAUGAACCACAGAAUCAAUAUUAUAUCGCCCUUUCUGAGGACGUUGCCCUCAGUACAUCCAUGAUAACUGCUGCCAUUAAGGGAACCGAAAAAUUCUUAGCAUGCCAAACCGUGGCUACUUUCACCCAACUUAAGGACGGAACAGUGAUUAAGUAUGCACUUCUUGCCUUUCCUACACCAAUUCAACCACAUUCUCAAGUUUCUAUCAUGGCGAAAUUCUAUCACACAUUGGCUCCCACACCAUACCCAGAACAUAUCUCUAUUGAUGACAUUCAACAUCUAUCUAUUAAGGAAAAUAGAUAUCCUUUAUCCCCAUACGAUACUGACAUCUUUAGCUUGAGAAUUACUGGUUCUGAUGAUUUUUACGAAUUAAACCCACCAAAGGAUAAAUCUGCACAAGGUGUUCUUACCUUAGAAGGUUUCAAAUUCGGCCCACACCACGAUGUAGAAUCAUUUACUAUCAAUGAAGCUACUAUCGUAUAUGGUAGUGAUGCUCCUGUAAACAAAAUUACUCAUCUUAACAGAGACGUAUGGAUUUCUCAUUGGGCAAAUACAGUACAAUAUCAAGAAUAUUAUGAAAUCAAAAAUGUUGGCGCCAAAUUAAAGGACGGAUUUUCCAGAUUAGAUUUCAUAAGACACCAACAAAAGAGCCCAUCAGGUCAUUAUUCAACAAUCUUUAAUAUUGCUUUACCUGAAAAUUCUACUGAUCAUUUUGUUACUGAUAAGAUAGGGCUGGUCUCUACUCACGAGGUUAGAGGUGACACUCUUACCCUAAAGCCAAGAUUCCCAAUUUUCGGCGGAUGGGGAUAUAACUUUACCAUUGGAUGGACGAAUCCACUCUCUCAAGUUUUACGCAAGGACCCCACUGAUGAUGAUACCUACAUUCUCUGUAUUACUUCUUUGAAUGGUCCAUCAUCUGCUACUUACGAUUUCGCUCACGUUACCAUUUACUUACCUGAAGGUGUAGAAUAUGUUGAUGUCGGCACUGCGCUUCCAUUUGAUGAGGCUACAGUUGAGCCAGAAUAUUCUUUCUUCGAUUUACAAGAUGGCCAUCAAAAGAUCACUUUUAACUUCAAAAACUUAUUUGACGAAUUAGGUAAAGGUGAAGUGUUAAUCAAAUAUAAAUACCCAAAAACAGCCAUGUAUAAAAAACCAUUAUCUAUUGCCUGCUAUUGGUUUAUUGGCUUGUUAAGUUUCUUCGUUUUGAAGAAUGUUAAUAUUGGUAUUUACUAG